Molecule: messenger RNA, 2915 nt
Organism: Xenia sp. Carnegie-2017
Lineage: Eukaryota; Metazoa; Cnidaria; Anthozoa; Malacalcyonacea; Xeniidae
Product: cysteine desulfurase, mitochondrial-like
Exons: 13
Coding region: 120-1457 (445 amino acids)
Biological process (GO): [2Fe-2S] cluster assembly
Cellular component (GO): cytosol; mitochondrion; nucleus
Molecular function (GO): pyridoxal phosphate binding; cysteine desulfurase activity
Source: RefSeq, a predicted model, not a curated record
GAUAAUUGCUAAUGUCUCGGUGCCGCAUGGAAACUUGGAAAGGCAGACAAUUUCAAACGUCAAAACAUUUCCAGUAGAUGUCACGUUUAUUGUGAAACAGUGAAACACACAACCACGCAAUGUUGAAAAGGCUUGUGUUCUUGAGGCGUAUGCCUGUAGUAAUUCAACAAAGCGUGAGGAAUUUACAGUCGGGAAAGUAUGAUGCAAAGUCUACAUCUGCAGUCGACAGGGAAGAUUAUGAUGAAAAAUUGCGACCGUUGUAUUUGGAUGCACAAUCUACAACACCUAUGGAUCCUCGCGUAUUGGAUGCAAUGAUGCCGUACUAUGUAUCCUAUUAUGGCAAUCCACAUUCAAGAACUCAUACCUACGGCUGGGAAAGUGAGCAAGCUACUGAACAUGCAAGAGAACAAGUUGCAUCUCUGAUUGGGGCAAAUGCAAAGGAAAUCGUCUUCACUAGUGGGGCCACAGAAUCGAACAAUUUAGCUGUCAAGGGUGUUGCACAUUUUUAUAAGAACAGAAAGAAACACAUCAUAACAACACAAACAGAGCAUAAAUGUGUGCUUGAUUCGUGUCGCUCCCUUGAGGCGGAAGGCUUUGACGUCACGUAUUUACCGGUUAUGGAGAAUGGACUUGUUGAUGUGAAGCUUCUUGAAGACUCGAUACGUUCAGAUACCUCGCUUGUCUCGAUCAUGACGGUAAACAAUGAGAUUGGCGUACGUCAGCCCAUCCAUGACAUAGGCGCGUUAUGCAAGGAAAAGAAAGUGUUUUUCCACACAGAUGCCGCUCAGGCAGUUGGUAAGAUUCCGUUGGACGUGAAUGAGAUGAAUAUUGAUCUGAUGUCGAUCAGCGGUCAUAAACUCUACGGACCGAAAGGCGUCGGGGCACUUUUCGUCCGUCGUCGACCUCGCGUGCGCCUUGAGCCUGUGUUCAGCGGUGGUGGACAAGAAAGAGGAAUGAGAAGUGGAACAGUUCCUCAUGUUCUUGUCGUUGGCCUUGGAGCUGCCUGUGAAGUCAGUGCCUUGGAAAUGGAGUACGAUCACAAACAUGUGACGAGGCUGUCCAAUCGUCUCGUCGAUGGUAUUAUGUCGCAAUUAGCAGACGUGGUGCGUAACGGCGACGAGACCGAAACUUACCCCGGAUGUGUAAAUCUUUCUUUCUCAUACGUCGAAGGCGAGAGUUUACUAAUGGCUCUCAAGGACGUAGCACUCUCGUCAGGAAGUGCUUGUACAUCCGCAUCCCUCGAGCCAUCCUACGUACUUCGCGCUAUUGGCACGGACGAAGAACUCGCUCAUUCAUCUAUAAGGUUCGGUAUUGGCCGUUUUACCACCGAAGAGGAGAUUGAUUAUACUGUUCGGAAAGUCGUUGACAACGUUAAAAGAUUGAGGGAAAUGAGUCCAUUGUGGGAGAUGGUGCAGGAUGGCAUCGAUCUGAAAACGAUCAAGUGGACUCAACAUUAACCACGUUCGUUCGUCAUAACAAGUACCGUUAUGUAUCGCAGAAUUUUUUCCUUUUUCCUGCCGUGCUAUGGGCAUAUUGAACGCGAUGCGUAUUGCCGCCAGCGAUUCGGGAUUUUUGAAACUUUUUCCUAUUUGCUCAAGCUAGAUGUAAAACAAACGGCUCGCGUGUAUAUAUGCUCCGUAUUCAGAACUUGACUUCGAUAACUGUUGACCAAAUUUGAUACGUAUUUCAUUUGUUAUAUCACUCCCCAAGCACAUCGUCAAAAAUUGGCACAACUUAUGGGAUUUGACAAUUUGUAAUACUAAAUACAGUCGAACCUCCAAUAAAUGGACAUCCUGGAGACCACCUUGUGAUACCUGCAAGUAUAGUGGACAUUAUUUCAAUGUUGUUUUAAAGGGCCAGUAAAACGCACAUUUUACUCAUUCGAAGAGUACUCUUUAAAUGACUGCAGACGUUCUAAAACAGUUAAUUCAUAUCUCUUUUCGUUCACAAGAUAUUAAAGUUUAUGUAAUGUACGCUUUACACAACCAUUGACGUCAUCUUGCUGAUACGUCAUAUUUGCUGAAACGUCAAACAAGCAGAGUUGCCUUCGUUAUAUAGUGUUAACGCGGCGUAACAUUCUCCUUAAGUCCUAUUCUCCUUGAGAACGGAAAGAGAUAUGGAUGAACUGUUUUAUUUUAUGUCUGCCGUCAAUCUAAAGAGUUCUCUUCAAUGAAAAUAUAACUCAAAUAUCUAAAUUUUCAUUUUUCUGGCCUUUUAGGAUUUAUUCUCAAUUAUACAAUUAAUGGUCUUAAAAUUCAAUGUGUGUUUACGUGAAAACACAAGUUGAAAUCACUGCACGAUAUCGAAAUCAAACACUACAUUGAAAUCACUUACGUGAAAACACUACAUAAAGAUCGCCGAUAUUUUGACGAUGAAAUAGACAUGGAGAUUUUUCCUAUUUUUUAUCAGUUUUCAUUUUAUUGAAUGUCAUUUCCUUGAGAAGACGUGUCUUUGAAAAACUGGACAUUACAAAUCAUGUUUAGUUUGUUCGUAUAUGUUCUAGGUUGUGAGAGAUUACAUUGAAAUGGCUGGACGCAAACGCGUUGUGUCCACGCACGAGAGUUGUGGGCUUCCGAGAAUGUCUGUAAAUAGAAGUUCGACUGUAGUGACGAUGUUUGCCGGAUGCAAAACUACGUUAUUUGUGUCAUAUUGUUUUUGACAAUGCCCUAAUCAAUUUUUGCACGCAUUUAUCAAACGAUUGACGUCAUUGCAUUUUGUCCUAACCUAAACAACAUUGAUAUUACGAUUAUUGAACAAUUAUUGAACAUCGAUUUCGUAUUCUUUUGGAGUUCCACUCGUAAUUACGUGAGUUCAUCAACGAGUUGUCUUAACGAUGAUUUACUCGUUGCUGAUAAAUACAUUUAAAAUAGAGAGUGAGAAUGAAUGUAGCUUAUUAAAAGGUAUUUUAGAAGGAA